CUCUCACAUGGCACUAUAAAUACCCACACCAAACUUAGAAUCACUGACCCAUAUAUGAACAAAACACACAGACAUAUAGAAAACCAACCCACCACUCCUUCACUUUCUCUCUCUGGUUUUUUUUUUUUUUUUUUUUUUUCCUGCAAAAUGGGUCAAAGCCUAUUGGAAGCCCUGAACGUCCGGGUGAUCGGCUCCGGCGAGAAAAUCCUCGUCCUCGCCCACGGUGUCGGCACCGAUCAAUCGGCGUGGCAGCGCAUUCUGCCCUAUUUUACCCCUUACUACCGUGUCAUCCUCUAUGACCUCAUUUGCGCCGGCAGUGUCAAUCCCGAUUACUUCGAUUUCCGGCGAUACACCACUCUUGAUCCCUAUGUUGAUGACCUCCUCAACAUACUCGACGCCCUCGGCGUCGAUCGGUGCGCCUACGUCGGCCACUCCGUCUCCGCCAUGAUCGGAAUUUUAGCGUCCAUUCGCCGGCCGGAGCUCUUCACUAAGCUCGUCCUCAUCGGAGCAUCUCCGAGGUUUCUAAAUGAUAGGGAUUACCAUGGUGGAUUCGAGCAAGGUGAAAUUGAGAAAGUGUUUUCGGCCAUGGAGAUGAAUUACGAGGCGUGGGUGAAGGGUUUCGCUCCGCUAGCGGUCGGGGCGGACGUCCCGACGGUGGUCCGGGAAUUCAGCCGGACAUUAUUCAACAUGAGGCCCGACAUAACGUUGUUCGUGUCACGCACCGUGUUCAAUAGUGAUUUGAGGGGGGUUUUAGGGCUAGUGAGAGUGCCAUGUUGCAUAAUUCAGACCGCGAGGGACGUGUCCGUGCCACAAUCGGUGGCGGCCUACUUGAAGAGCCACCUCGGCGGGCGGAACACAGUGGAGAUGUUGAACACGGAGGGCCACUUGCCCCACCUGAGUGCACCCGGAUUGUUGGCUCAUGUCCUCCGCCGAGCCCUUUCACGGUGAUGAUGAUUCAAGUGUACAUUGUCACAGCUACUACCACAUCAUGUGGUGGUGUGUGUGGGUGUUUCUUUGUGGGACCCAAGUUCUUAACAAGAUAUUGGAAUAAAAAGUGGAGUUGUCUGACACCUGUCGAAUAAGUGGUGGUCGUUUGUCCUUGCAUUUUGGAUUAUACAAUCCUUGAGGAUAAGAUUGAUCACGUGACCGUCACGUGACAAUGUACUGAUUUUGUCUUUUCCGUUUUUUGGUUUUUUGUUUUCUUGCUUUUGCUUUCUUUAUCACCUUUUCUUGGCAAAACAAACAAGAAAUGAAAACGAUUCAUAGUUUUUCUGUAUUA
Cornus florida is the source of this 1279-nucleotide messenger RNA. RefSeq names its product probable strigolactone esterase DAD2. NCBI's taxonomy places the organism in Eukaryota, Viridiplantae, Streptophyta, Magnoliopsida, Cornales, Cornaceae. Bases 55 to 948 code for a protein of 297 amino acids. The record is from RefSeq and is a predicted model, not a curated record. The transcript has 2 exons.